CACACACACAUUAACUUGUGACUUGAAGCCAUGUCGUGCCUAGCAGUUGAAACAGAGUCUCUAGUCAGCUGCAUUAUGAACCCACAAGCACUUAUUCAGAAAUCUCAGGAGGCCAAAACUCUGGCAUUCUGUCCAUACAGCAAAUUCAGAGUGGGAGCAGCUGUUGAAACAAGCGAUGGAACCAUCUUUACAGGUUGUAACAUAGAGAAUGCAUGCUACAGUCUUGGCAUGUGCGCUGAGAGGACUGCUAUCUGCAAAGCUGUGUCUGAGGGACACACUGUCUUCAAAGCCAUCGCAAUUGCCAGUGACCUUGAGGAUCGGUUUAUUUCUCCAUGUGGUGCUUGUAGGCAGGUCAUGAGAGAAUUUGGCUUAAACUGGGAUGUUUACCUGUCAAAGACUGAUGGGUCCUUCAAACGGCUGACUGUGGAAAUGUUACUUCCAUAUUCGUUUGACCCUGAUGACCUGAGGGGAAAGGGAAUUCAUUAAACCUGUGGCAAUUAGAAGCUGUAAAGAUGAGAUUAUAGGCCAUAUUACAACCUCAGUGUGAGCUGGAUAGAUAUAUAGAUAGAUCAUUGCAUAAGAUAAUAUAAUAUUAAAACAAGUGGUAUUUAUUUUCAGGAAAUAUAUCACUAAAAUCAUUUUGGGUUCAAUUGUUUAAGAGUCUUCAAAAAAAAUCACUCAGAUAAGUUAGGUUUGAGAAAAGGCCUGGCAAAAUUUCUAUGCUGAUGCCAGUUGGUUUGAUAUUUUGAUAUCUAAUGCAAUGGAUACUUUAAGUGUAGCUUAUAUGUCCAAAUAAUGUACGUUUUGGAGGCACUGUAGAUAGAUUAAUUGUGUACAAUUAGCUUUAAACAUGCCGUCACAAUAACAUCCUUCUGUUUACUGUGGCUUUAUUUUCAAGAGAAAAAUAUGAAAAUGUUGACUCAUAAAUUAUAAUAAUCCUGUUCUGAGUUGUUGUGUGAUCAUUCAUUUGGUGCCUACAGCAGUGCUGGGGAGUAACUAACUAAAUAUAG
Messenger RNA from Xyrauchen texanus (razorback sucker), 1010 nucleotides. It is a transcript of the gene cdaa, whose product is annotated as cytidine deaminase a. Gene Ontology annotation, cellular component: cytosol. Gene Ontology annotation, molecular function: cytidine deaminase activity; zinc ion binding. The transcript is spliced from 4 exons. Lineage: Eukaryota; Metazoa; Chordata; Actinopteri; Cypriniformes; Catostomidae. The record is from RefSeq and is a predicted model, not a curated record. Bases 31 to 486 code for a protein of 151 amino acids.